Messenger RNA from Chionomys nivalis (European snow vole), 1853 nucleotides. Its product is annotated as sphingomyelin phosphodiesterase 5-like. The transcript has 7 exons. Gene Ontology annotation, molecular function: sphingomyelin phosphodiesterase activity. Lineage: Eukaryota; Metazoa; Chordata; Mammalia; Rodentia; Cricetidae. The coding region runs from base 68 to 1531 and encodes 487 amino acids. The record is from RefSeq and is a predicted model, not a curated record. Gene Ontology annotation, cellular component: cytoplasm; extracellular region. Gene Ontology annotation, biological process: sphingomyelin metabolic process.
UGUGCCGCCUGGUCUUGACCUCCUGCAGUUCCGGCGGACUCUUAAGGAUUCAACUCUCCGGCUGGAAAUGAGUCUCCCUGACGUUUCGCUGCGAAGGAGCCCCGUUCGCCAUGAACCCUCACUCGAUUGGCCCCCGACACCUGACGCCCUGAGGCCUUCACCUUUCCCACAUCCCGUGCUACAAGCCCUAUAUGGUUUAUCCCGCAAGCUGCUCUUCCCAGCCUACUGGUCUCUGGACCAACUGCUGGGCUGCUGGGCACCAAUGGCACGAUCCAGUAGUCUGGGGUGGCUCAAAGUCCUGGCAGGAAGUGGGGCGGCGUUGCUAUCGCUGAUGGUAGUCGGCCUACCCCUGGUGCUGUUUGGCCUUGUACUCUGGCUGCCCCUACAGGUCUGGCGCCGCCCCUUCUGCUACCAGCCCCCUCCAGCCUGCUGGGUUUGGCCACAGCCCUGGCACCCGCCUGCUGAGCGCGUGCGCUGCUUUGCCUUUUUCACUGCCAAUCUGUGCCUGCUCCCUGACGGGCUGGCACGCUUUAGCAACCUGUCGCACAGCCAACAGCGCGCGGAGGCCAUUGGUGCUGUACUGCUAGGUAGCCUUCGAACGUCACACUAUGGGGCUACUGGAUGCAGCCAGCCGCUGCCUGUGGUGCCUGGCGGUGAGCUGAGGGCCACAAUACCUACGGGUUUGGACUUCGUGUGCCUGCAGGAAGUGUUCGAUCUCCGCGCAGCUCAUCGUCUUGUGCGCGUCCUGGCGCCAAAUCUGGGCCCAGUCCUAUACGAUGUGGGCACAUUUGGCUUAGUGCCCGGGCCGUACUUCAAGAUACUGGGCAGUGGACUUCUACUGGCCUCGCGCUACCCGCUGCUGCGUGCCACCUUCCGGUGCUUUCCUAACGCUGGUCGCGAGGACGCCAUGGCCUCCAAAGGUCUACUUUCUGCCCAGGCACAACUGGGCAUCCUGGAUGGGCGCCGUAUCGUGGGAUACCUUCAUUGCACACACUUGCAGGCACCCGUUGAAGAUGGGCAUAUUCGCUGCAAACAGCUGUCACUGCUCCUGGAAUGGGUGGAGGAGUUUGAGGCCGAGAGCAGCCAGAGUGGCGAGGCUGUAGCCUUCAGCGUCCUCCUGGGAGACUUCAACUUCGACAACUGCUCACAAGAUCAUGCAAAGGAACAGGAGCACAAGCUCUUCAGCUGUUUCCAUGACCCCUGCCGGCUAGGCACCUGCCAGGAGCAGCCCUGGGCCUUGGGGACAAUUCUGAGCACUUCUAAGCUACACCACGCCAUUGCCAGCUCCCCAGAGAUGCUUCGGAGGGCCCUGAAGGAAGAAAAGGGGCGCCGCCUCUACCUGGCAGGACCCCCUAGUGGAAUUCACUCAGAUAAAUCCUGGCAGGGUCGGCGCCUGGACUAUAUCACCUACCGCGGAAUACCUGGGAGUCGCCUGAGUCCAGAAGUGGAGCAGGUGACUUUCAGUACUGCGCUGGCUGGGCUCACAGACCACUUAGCUGUGGGCCUGAAGCUUCAAGUUGUGUGCUCCUGACUCUGGCACACAAAGGGACGACGAGUGAGAAAGACCAUCAAUAUCUGUGCGACUGAAGGAUCUUUAUUGGGGGACACUCACACAGCUUCCUGGGCACGGCGGUACUCAUAUACACUGCCGCGCUCUGGAAAGGCUGGAAAGAGCGGAGGCGAACCCGGAGGUGGCGCUGGGUCCUCCGGGUCUCCGUAGCCUCCACCGCCGGGUGUGUGAAGGCAGAACACAUCCUGUAAAGAAGAGCAGGUUCAACACAGGUGUGGCCUUGUCCCGGUAAGAUCACAGAGGACACUACACAGCCACCCUAGCCAAAUUAAAAAUUUUGCAU